Molecule: messenger RNA, 755 nt
Organism: Amaranthus tricolor (Joseph's coat)
Lineage: Eukaryota; Viridiplantae; Streptophyta; Magnoliopsida; Caryophyllales; Amaranthaceae
Exons: 2
Coding region: 106-639 (177 amino acids)
Source: RefSeq, a predicted model, not a curated record
CCUUCUCCCCCACUUCAUUACCUCAACGGUUCCUUUCAGCCUUUCCGAUAUAAAUUACCUUCUGCCUAAUUCAUUCAUUUCUAAUUUCACCUCUAAAAAUUAAUAAUGGAACCAAACCCUAAUAAUCUUCGGACUAGUACUCCUACAGUUACUCAGCAUGUCACAAAGGCAUCCUCCGACCAACUCCUCCGUAAGUUCGCCGAUUCUGAAGACGAAGACGAAUACUCCCCGCCGUCCUCGGCUCGAAGGUCCCGUUCGGUCCGAGGUGGUCGGUCUCGUACAAGUCUCAACAAAAAGAGGAAACUUAUUAUUACAAUCACGAAUAAUAAUAAUUAUAAUGAUGAUGAAGAAGAGCAGGUGCAGAGUUUAAGAAUGGUAGAAAGGAAUUCACUUCUUCCUCAGUAUUAUACAAGGAAUCAUUGUUCUAAUUCGAAUUCCGCUUCUGCUUUUUUGCGUAAGCAUCUUCCUAUAACUCGUUCUCAUCAUCGUCAUCGUAAAUCUGCAAGGCAUUUUGGUACCAAUUCUACUUUUCUUUCUGCACUUGAUAAGACAUGGACUAAAGCUGUUAGAGGGGCAACCAAAAUUUUUAUGGAGAAGCAUUAUAGCCGUCAUCGAAUUUUGAUUGAUGAUAUUGUUUAGUUCUAUGUAUGAAGAAGAGCAUUCUGUAAAAAUAACCAAUUAUAUGUUAAUUAUUUAUUUUAUUAAUUAAUUAUUAUUUUUUAUUUUUUUUUGUUGUUAUCCACUAUCUUAUUGUA